Molecule: messenger RNA, 3708 nt
Organism: Cydia pomonella (codling moth)
Lineage: Eukaryota; Metazoa; Arthropoda; Insecta; Lepidoptera; Tortricidae
Gene: vib
Product: phosphatidylinositol transfer protein alpha isoform
Exons: 9
Coding region: 170-1021 (283 amino acids)
Biological process (GO): phospholipid transport
Cellular component (GO): cytoplasm
Molecular function (GO): phosphatidylinositol transfer activity; phosphatidylinositol binding; phosphatidylcholine binding
Source: RefSeq, a predicted model, not a curated record
GUCACGAAGCAUGCGCCCUGUCAUAAUUCGCUCGUAGAAGAUUGGUCAUAGAUUAAAAUUACAAUAAUCGGGCCAUCGCUCAAGUCUGGUUCUGUGAUAAGUUAAUUUGUCGUGAGUGUGGACUGUUUGGUCUAAUGUGCAUUUAAGUGAAACAAAAUAAAUAUACAAGAUGCUUAUCAAAGAAUACCGUGUCACACUACCCUUAACAGUUGAAGAGUAUCAAGUCGCCCAACUAUACUGCGUGGCGGAGGUCUCCAAAAACGAAACCGGCGGCGGCGAGGGCAUAGAAGUCAUAAAGAAUGAACCAUUCAAAGACUACCCGUUGCUCGGCGGACCUAGUAACCAGUCUUCAGACAUUAACGGUGGCAAGUUCUCAUCUGGGCAGUACACAUACAAGAUCUACCACUUGGCGUCCAAGGUGCCGGCCUUCAUCAGGCUGCUGGCGCCCAAGGGGUCCCUCGAGGUGCACGAGGAGGCGUGGAACGCUUACCCUUACUGCCGGACUGUUCUUACGAACCCCGGCUACAUGAAGGACAACUUCGUUAUCUGCAUAGAGUCCCUACACUUACCGGACGGUGGUGACCAAAAUAAUGUGCACGAGCUACCACCAGAGAAGUUAAAAAACCGAGAAGUCGUCCACAUCGACAUCGCCAACGACCCGCUCUCGUCGGCGGACUACAAGGCCGAGACGGACCCGACCAAGUUCAAGUCGGUCAAGACCGGCCGCGGCCCGCUGGUCGGGCCCAACUGGAAGGCGGACAUCAAGCCGGUCAUGACGUGUUACAAGCUUGUCACGGCUGAGUUCAAGUGGUUCGGCUUGCAGAGCAAAGUAGAAAAUGUCAUCCACAAAUCAGAACGGCGGUUGUUCACGAUUUUCCAUAGACAAGUAUUCUGCUCCAUGGACGACUGGCACGGCAUGACGAUGGCGGACAUCCGCGCCAUCGAGGACCGCACCAAAGAGGAGCUCGAGCGGCUCCGGCGCGAGGGCGAGGUGCGCGGCAUGCGCGCCGACAACGAGUAAACUGUGCGUGCGCAACUCCGUGCGUGCGCAACUCCGUGCGUGCGCAACUCCGUGCGUGCGCAACUCCGUGCGUGCGCAACUCCGUGCGUGCGCUACUCCGUGCGUACGCAUGUGCGUGGCUCGCGAGCGCGCCUGCGCGCCGCCGGCGGGAUAACUUUGGCGACGGAGGGUGACGCUAUAAAAAACUUCAUUGAUGUACGAGUCUCUCUUGUGUAGUGAGAUUGUUCAUGUGAAAAUGAUUCAAUAUGGGUUCAUUUUGACAUACACAAUAUUUUACAGACAUUUUUUAGAUUUAAUUAUUUUUUUUCCAAAAUAAUGUACCUAUUCUGGGUAAAAAGAAAGCGACUUUUCAAUGAAGUUUUCUAAAGCGCUCGUCCUCUGACGUCACUGCCCGUCGGAGUUCCUCCGAACGCUCACCUUGCUCGCGCGAACAACUGAGAUUGUAUAAAUUUUAUCCAAAAUCUACUUAAAUAUAAAUGUUGUUUACUUUUAAAGUAUUCAUUAGAACGAGUCAUUUCGCAAUCUCAGUAUACGCGACGGCAUUUUGAUUAGUUUGAUUACCAUUAGAGAAAUAAUGUCAUUGAAAUGUGGUUAUAGAUUACUAUUUAAAUGAAUAACUAAUAAGUCGAUGUAGUCAGUGGUUAACAGGUAGUGUUGUCGUUACCUAAUAAUAGUUAAACAUAAAAUUCUAGACGAUGUUUUGGACUAUUCGCAACGAGAAUUGGUAUUGCCAAGUGUUUAUCGUGAGCUUCAAGUUCAUUUCAAGAUAUUAUGUGUCGGUCAAAUGUUCUAAAGUUUAAAACAACGAUGAUACAUUGUAUGCUCAUGUUAAAAUAUAAAUAGACUCUGUUUAAAUAUAAUGUUCGACAGUUGUAUCAGUAUCACUUAGUCUCAGCACUAAUGUUACGAAAAAAUAAUCUGUGCAAUAAUUUAUGUGACGACAAGAGCGCAAGAGUCAUACAGAUAUUUCGAUUUUAAUUUGUCUUUCGCGUUAGCAAGUUUAAUACGUAGGUCACUAAAGUAUGGAAGGUAAAGGCAAGGAACAGAAUUUCCAUAUAACAAAAAGUGUCCGACAAAAAAACCAUAAAUAGGUGGCGCUACAAUACCUAGAAUACAUGAGAAAAAAUCUAAUCAUAGACAGCGCACUUCAAUCCGUCAAUAACGCCUAGGUUCUUAGCUACUCUAGCGCUACUCUGGAGAGAUUUGGAACUAUUAUAUAUAGCUGACGGCUGGACACUUUUGCAACAGUUCAGCCUAAGGAAAUUCUGUUCCUUGCCUCUACUUUCCAUACAAUAAAGUCUGUCAACCCAUUUCGGUCAGUAGAAAAAAGCGGCAAAUUAAAAAAAUGUAGCCACGAAGGGUUAUCGUCCUAUAGAAAAUUUGAAAUUCGCGCCUUUUUCUGCUGACAAACUUGAAACAAAGAGGUGGCCUAUAACAUAUAUUUUAAAAACUAUAUUUUCAUAGACAAUGUUUGACGGGAAAGCAUUUAGGUACUUUGUUUUUAAAGGUACUUCAAAGUGAUUAAAAGUUUUAAAAUGUCGGCGCGGGCUAAAGACGAUUUACGAAUCAUUUAUACAUUUCCAUUUCAUACAAAGUUUAAAUCUGUUUUUUAAUAAGUAGAUUCAAAAAGAAAGUAAAUGUUUUCCCGCCAAACAUUGUCUAUGGAAAUAUAAUUUUAAAAAGUAUAUGUGAUACUCUCUGUGAUACCUUUUUGUUUCAUAUUUGUCUAUUGCUAAACUUAUCUAGUGACCUAUGUGAAGACCAAAAUUAUCAUUUAAUAUAAUCCCUCAAUUUCUCUCCAGUUUCAACAAGUAAAUAUAUUGGCCACUUUUAUUCAAUGAUGUUUUGGCUUCUGCUUGUUUAACUUCAAGUAACUCGACGGACAAAUUUAAAUUUAAUGAGUGUAUGGCGUUUAAGUGAAAUACUAGUGGGAUAUUUAAUAUGGGGUGUUGCAAGGUAUCUCGGCGCACUAACUUAUAUUCGGGGAGCGGUCGGCUGCGGGCAUGUUAUAAGUCAACUGGUUAUUGUUACUAUAAUUUUAUUUCGGGUUCAGACCUUUGCAAAUUGCAACACCUUUGAUAGUGAUGGCUUGUAUAUUUGUAUUUGUAAGUUAUGUUGGUUUACAAAUCAGUAUUUUAAUAUUUGUGUGACAUUCCAGAUUCUAUUAAUGGUAACAUUUUAUAAACUUAAUUAGUUUCAUUUGCUGCAUCUUUACUUCCAUAACUUGAAAUAGCUCUCUUUGUUGUUUCUUAAUAUGCAGUUGCAUGCAUAGAAAAAUGAUAAUUUGCCAAGAAUAAUGUAUUUAAGAAUUAAUGAGAUCUAUGUUGUUUUUUAUUUGAUUUUUCAUAUUUUCGGUAAUGAAUUCAGUUGUAUUUAUAAACGUAUCGUCAUUUUCAUUUACGUUUAUUUUGUGGUCGUGCUUAUAUAUAUGUAUUAAUGAAAGUACGGGGCUGUCGCGAGUAUUGAGGUUAGAUACCGGUUCUUGGGGAUAAAAGCAUCUUGUCUCUAUCUCACUGGAGUCGUGGGAAAGAGACAAAAUAAAACCCCAAUCGCAGGCAUGCUGAGACCUUCGAAUCGUGCGCCCAAUGUAGUACUUUUGCUUAUUGAUACUGCACUUUAUUUUAAUUAAGUUUUUUUUACUUGUGUUGUAUACGUUUUACAUCAAAUACAGCGUGAUAUAUAUUUGA